AUGAAGUUUACUACCAACCCACGCCGCAAAGCAACAGCAAACAAGCCCAGCUUGGCAGCAUUUCCACUCGAGAUCUUAGUGGAGAUCGCCGGAUACGUCGCCCGAGACUGCAUCGUCUUGCCCGAGACCCAGUCGGACCUCCAGUAUACCACCAACAGAGGGGAGUCCCAAUCAUACUGGCCCUGGCUCCCCUGA
Molecule: messenger RNA, 195 nt
Organism: Colletotrichum spaethianum
Lineage: Eukaryota; Fungi; Ascomycota; Sordariomycetes; Glomerellales; Glomerellaceae
Exons: 1
Coding region: 1-195 (64 amino acids)
Source: RefSeq, a predicted model, not a curated record